Messenger RNA from Glossina fuscipes, 3371 nucleotides. RefSeq lists its product as uncharacterized. Bases 870 to 2858 code for a protein of 662 amino acids. The record is from RefSeq and is a predicted model, not a curated record. NCBI's taxonomy places the organism in Eukaryota, Metazoa, Arthropoda, Insecta, Diptera, Glossinidae. The transcript has 6 exons. Gene Ontology annotation, molecular function: ubiquitin protein ligase activity; zinc ion binding; MHC protein binding. Gene Ontology annotation, cellular component: early endosome membrane; late endosome membrane; lysosome. Gene Ontology annotation, biological process: protein polyubiquitination; immune response; antigen processing and presentation of peptide antigen via MHC class II.
UAAUAUUUACGAGUGAAAACAUCACCGUACAUAGAUUAACUUUGGCUUUGUUUCGUGUAAAAAUAAAUAAUACAAUCGACAUUAGCAAUUUGUUUAUGAAAUCAGUUUAAACAUAAGCCAAUUAAAAACACAUGAGAGAGAGAACCUGUAAUGCUUUGUUCGCGUUCGUGUGAUUAUUUGUGUACUUAUUAUUUAUUUGUAAAACUUGAAGUGGAAAAAGAAAACGGAGUGAAAAUUUUUUUUAGAUUAAAAGUUUGUAUGUGAUAUUUAAACGGGUACAUACAUAUACCGUAAAGCUUAUUUAUGGAAAAGGGAAAAAUUGCAAACGCUUGAGAAUAAUGUUUCUUUGUCCACUUAUUUUCCAAUUAUUUGUGUUAUCCCGUAGCAUACAGAAAUCAAAUAAAAGUUGAAUAAAAUAAAGUAAAGCAAUACGUAUCAAAAUGCUUGCGUCCUUUGGAUAUAUAAAUGUUUCUCAUGUUUAUUUAUGACGCACAAAGAUAAAAACAAGAAAUCAUUAAAAGCAAAUAUCGCAGCGGGCAUCCUUUAUCUCGUAAAGUCCACAAGAAUUCGCAUAUUCAAAAUACUGUGCGGGGUCUUCUUUUCACGUGAAGGACAUUUCAAAUAAUCUGUCAUCCCCAUAUUGGAAAAUGUUCAUUGAGAGAAUAACAAUUCUGCUGCUAUAUAUAUUGAGAUAUCUAAAUAUUAACUGAAUGUGUCUCUGAAUAUUUCGAAAGAAAAGUAGCUGAAAAAAUGUAUUUAUUUAUUUAUUUUUUUUUUCAUUUUCCCAACGCCAGUAACAGAUGAAUUCGAAAGAUACGAUUGAAGAAAUCAAUAAAUAAACUUUCACUUGCUUUGAUUAUUUCAAAACAAUGCCCUGCGAUAACACAACAAAAACGUCUUCAGAUAUAGAACAUGCUGAUUGGACUACUGGCACAAGCCAACAUUACAAUGUGAGAUUUGAUUCGGCGAGUAGUCAAGCAUCGCAGAGCAGUGGAGAUAUUUGUCGAAUUUGUCAUUGUGAAAGCGAUCCCCAGAAUCCGUUGCUAACACCAUGCUAUUGUUCGGGCAGCCUAAAAUAUGUCCAUCAGGCGUGCCUACAGCAAUGGCUGACUGCAUCCGAAACGAAUGCCUGCGAAUUAUGCAAAUUCCCAUUUAUAAUGCACACCAAAAUCAAGCCCUUCAAUGAGUGGCGUAGCCUUGAUAUAUCUGGUAUCGAAAGAAGACGACUGUGCUGUUCGGUAUUAUUUCAUUGCGCUGCUGCGCUAUGCGUUAUUUGGUCUCUCUGCGUGCUCAUCGAACGGGCGGCUGACGACGUAAAGAACGGACAAAUAGAUUGGCCUUUCUGGACGAAACUGGCAGUUGUUGCAGUUGGUCUGACCGGCGGUAUUGUAUUCAUGUAUAUACAGUGCAAAGCGUAUUUACACUUGUGCCAUCGGUGGAAAGCAAGAAACAGAAUACUUCUCAUACAGAAUGCUCCGGAGAAGGUACAUCCUCUUUCUCAACCGUCGCCCUUAGCCCAACAACGAGUUCGACAUAGUUCCACAAUUCAAGCGCACACGGCCAACGCUGGCCAUCGUAGUGUGAAUGUAAAUAUUGACGUUAACAAUGGCAGUCCUAGACCACCAACAAGUGUUACGGAUUACGCACCGGCAACUUUAGCGGAUGUUGACGAUGUGAGUGGCUCUUGUGUUAGACAUCAACGUUAUGAAAAUCUGCCUUCAUCACCUCAUCAUAUGCUCCAGCAUGCUGAUCUAGAUGUAGAUUCUGUUGCCUAUCACAACACUGCCGGUGUGCCGAGAUCCCAUGGCAAGCAUCAUUAUCUUCACCAUCAAAACAUUGGUCAUGGCCAUCAUAUUAAUGGGCAUCAACAUCAACACUCGCAUUAUCAUACACAAUUAGGGCAAGUGGCUGUGGCUGCUAACAUUGAAUGUUCACAGUCGCAAAAUAAUUACGAACGCGAUUUCGCUCUAGACGAUGUAGUAUCCCAGAUCUCAUCGUUUCGACCAUGUCCACAGGGUUCAGGAAGCAUGACACCUUUUCAUGACUCUAUACAUAACGUGCUCGAACACUCUGAGGACUCGAGUCGAGUAUCCGUGAAUGAUUUGUGUGUAGGUUCACGGCAAGAUUUAAGCGCUGACGGUUUAUCUAGUGACACUGGACGUGAACACGCACUACAACUAAGCAGUUUCAGUGGCAGCGGAGAUCACAAAGCUCCUUCAAUUAGUUCUGGAGUAUCUCAUGCGGUGGCUAAUGGUUUAGGGGGAUUUGUUUAUAAACCUCACACCAAACGGUAUUCAAACUCUUCAAUAUUUUUGGAAAAUCGCGACAUUCUCAAUGAUUCGGUUGCCAUGGAUUUAGAUCUAGAUAGUACCCCCUACAUUAAACCUGAUUACCGUCAUUCUAGUAUACUAACACCACCCGAAAGUGAAAGCGAUAAACUUGAACAGUAUAUGGGUAAAGAUUUGCGAAGAUAUUCGGAUACAAAACUUUUGGGAAACCUUGAAAGCGAUCCCCGAAAUUCUACACAUGAAUGUAAAAAUGAACUGAAUGAAAGCGACCCAAUAACGGCAAAUUCCCAUAUGCAUCCACUGUUAAAGCAACACUCAGACACGGCAAACGCGUCAAAUGCUAAGGACGUAAUGCUGGACGCAGCGUUGCCAAUAUCACCGCUUUCAUCGUCAAGAAUUCAACAAAUUGAACGCCCGCUGUUAUGGCAUUCAAUACAAACCGUCAACGUGGGACGAGGUAUUGACACUAUAACGACACCUUCAGCUCAACGACAAAUAGAUAAAGCCCGCUUCUUUUUCAAAUCGUUGCCAAAUCUAAGCAGCAGUUGUGAAAGCCUCAUUAAGAAAUAAGACACGUAUAUUAUAUAUAUAUAUAUAUAUAUUAUAUUAUAUAUGUAUAUAUAUAUUAUAUUAUAUAUGUGAUUUUGAUCAUUCAUAACGCGAACAAAGCGAAUGAUCCUGAUCUUCUUGCUUGAAUAUUAAACUUUAAUUAUUUGUUUUAGAAAUUCUAAAGAUGUGCUCGGCAUACUAAUUGCGUCCAUUGUUAGGUUUUACUCUGUCUUUAUAUUCUCAUUUUUGUUUUUACUAUAUUUUUUCUUUAUAUUUUGCUUUUCCAAUCAAUUUCAAAAGCAUUAAAUGAUAAUUAUAAAAUCUUAUGAAAGUAAUUAGUAGUUUAGCUAGAGCAAACAUGCACAUAAACGAUUUUUUAUAUGCUUUCUUCAUUUCAUAAAAAACGAAUGGCACCGUUUAUGCAUUACAUAUUUUUUUUUUUUUUUUUCUAAAUUCAUCAUGCAGUAUUUUUUGUUGUUUUGUUGUUUUAAUUAUAACAGAAAAUUACGCAUUGACUAUUUUAAAAACUUUAAA